Molecule: messenger RNA, 1236 nt
Organism: Phytophthora nicotianae INRA-310
Lineage: Eukaryota; Oomycota; Peronosporomycetes; Peronosporales; Peronosporaceae
Exons: 8
Coding region: 1-1236 (411 amino acids)
Source: RefSeq, a predicted model, not a curated record
AUGGGUCCCGUGUCGAGGCAAAUCGGCAGCAAGAGGAAGCCAGGUGAUCUCCGCCGCAAGCGGUUAACCCAACUUUUGAACCACGAACGCGAAAAAGUAUCCUCGUACGCGUCUUCAGACAGGCAUCUCGGACCUCCGAUUCCGGUAUUAUGUGGCGCUAGGAGUCUUUCGCCGCUACCAAGUCUCAACUCCAUCAAAAGCGCCAUGUUCGCUGACCUCAAUCUCGAUGUAUCAUUAGAGCCACUUGCUGAGCAAGCGCCACAGCUUUCUCCGCUGAAAAUCACGCGACGGGUGGGUGCAGAUCGGUCAUUUGUUUUAUUGUCUUCACCUGAAUACGGGGCAGCUACAACGGAGCUACUGGAGAUGUCACCACCAAAUACCACCAAAGUGAGCAAGACUUUCCAAGCUAAAACAAACAGUAGUCGUCCGCUGACACAACAGCGUGAUCGAGGCUUCUUCACACCUAUAAAAUCCUCUCGUGAUUCAUUAGUGCGAGAAGCUGUUGUGAACCGUGACGUCGACCAUACGCGUGAUGCAGCACGAAAGAAGUAUGCUCGGCAGCUGGAAAUUACACGAAGACGUGCUACCGUUGGUGCGUCUUCGCAAAGUUUUUUCGACCGUCUUGACUCCAUGCCAGUCCGCGAAGCCAUUCAGUUGUUUGAGGCCCAACGCCAGGCGCUCCUUGAAUUUUCCCUGCUGCAUUUUCGGGGCCACGUAGACGAUGACGAGUUGAAAUUGAUUCAAGAUGACUUGUUGGAAAUGACUGGAAAAAAAAAAGAAAAGGAGCUCCAAACCAGACUCAAGACGAUACAACAGGAAGAGCUGCAAUCUGAACAAAAGAAAAUAUCAUUGCAGCAGUUGAAGAAAUCGCAUCAUGAACAGAUCCAGCGAAACCUUGUCACUGCUAAAGAACAACGCAAACAGCAGCUGGCUGCACGAGAAAAUAUCGUACAGGAGCAGGAGCGUCUUGACAAAAGCUGCGAGGACCGCGAUAGGCAACGGAAGCAUCACAUUGAAACAUACCACGAGAAACUCGCCGAGCAAAUCAAGGAUAACGCUGCUGCUCGAAGCACGUUCAAAUUGGCGGUUCAAGGAUCAAGUCCGUUGUACCGAACGCCGUGGUGGUCAGAUAAGUCUGAGGAACGACUAAAAGGCUUUCAACGUCCCAUGACAGUCCAAGCGCCCACACAGUCGCCAAUUAUCUACAGCAAACAGAGGUGUCGAUGGUAUGACUGA